Molecule: messenger RNA, 1671 nt
Organism: Chondrus crispus (carragheen)
Lineage: Eukaryota; Rhodophyta; Florideophyceae; Gigartinales; Gigartinaceae
Exons: 2
Coding region: 1-1608 (535 amino acids)
Source: RefSeq, a predicted model, not a curated record
AUGGCAGAAUUUGGUAGCUCCGAAAAGGAUGUAGAACUGGACACUGAAGUCGAGCUGGGAAGCAUAUUCGAGGCUGCAAAGGGGAAAAUUCUAUCUGUGAAUUUACACGCCGAAGACGAAGAUCGGAAUAAAGGUGGUGGUAUUAGGCUGUUUGGUCGAGUGUUUGAGGUGACGGGCUCGUCACUGAGAAGUCCGUCUAUAGAUCACGGAGUGCCACUCAUCGAGGCAGGACACAAAAAUUGUCGGUCAGGUAAAGAUCGUAUCAUUGGCGGUUUUAGGGCAGUGAACAUUGUAGAUCGCGUGCUUGUCAGGGCCAGGGAAACGGGAAUAUAUAUCCAGAGGAUAACGCCAUCAAAAGGUACUCUGAUUGAGUUAGAAGUCGCCGCAGUUCCCUUCAACUGGUCCAACUGUGACGAGGAGGAAAUCAAACGACAAUUAGGGCAAUUGGAAAACCACACCGAGGUCCCCAAAUUCCUUUCUGCCCUUUCUGAUCUGGCACUUGGAGCAAAAUGGAAUGCUGUGAUAGGCCUAAACAAGACAGGAAGAAAAAUAAUAGAGGAAAUUCCCGUACGGAUUGGGAGCCACCGUAAUGGUGGUUUGCACGCCGGUAAUUUCGUUAUUCGGGGCUGGGCAGAUAUUCAACACUUGAUCUUUCGUUCGCUUGCCGGUUCCGAAAAUGUUUGGAUGAACGUAGAACCGGACCUCCUACACCAAGCUCCUCAGGGAGCUGAACUGCAGAUGGAGCGGUUGCCGGUUCGGCAGAGCAGAGUAGGAAACACGAAGAUCGAAUUUGGUUUGCCUCGUGAAAAAUUGCAGUUCAAGAACGUGGAAUGGCAUGGUAGCGUAUCAGUCACUGCCGGAUCCAUUUCUGAACUCGUGCAUGUGUACAUUACUGAUCGGGGAGAAUGCGCCAUGGGUCACGUCGUGUGUUCGUGUCGGCUGACUUUUGAGAACGAAACAUAUCAAAUCAUCCAAGGAUGGGCGGCAUCCUAUGUUCAAGAAACUGAAUUUCGUAUGGGUGGGAGGGUAAACUUGACACGAUUUGCUCGCGAAUUUUUGGAAGAAGCAAAAGACACGAUGGUCUACAUGUCUCUCUACAAGACUUUGCCGGUUAGGAGCCUACGAGUCACUGGAUCGAGGCCUCAAAUUUUCUCAUCGAAUGCUGCUGAGGAAGCAUCAAGUGUCAAGAGUUUCCCAGUGCUCCCCCUAGACAGAAGCUUGUCUCCGAAGAUCGGGAUGGGAUAUGAGGUGCGGAAGACAGCACGAGCGGCGAUAAAUGUGUGGUUCAUUGCCUCUGCCGCCGGCUACGCCAUGCUUUUGAUGUUUUUUCUUUUACUUUGCCUCUUUCUUAGAAACGAACUAGACAUCAACGUCGUCACUUCGUUGGUGCGCACACAGAACGAGCUCCUCCAAGCGCCCAUAGAUUGCAAGUUGGCAAGCCGACGCCCUCUGGAUAUCGGAAUAUUUGAGCCAGAAUGGUCGAACGGGGAACUCCACCUAGGAACACUUGGGGAAAAUGACAAGCCUGUCCAAGCACCUGACUUAAGCUUGGUUCACUCGAUGCCACGCUUAAGGAGGGGGCAAUCAAAGUCUGUUUAUACGGUCUAGCUAGUUUCGCCAUCCUCAUCUCAAUGCGUCUUGUAAAUGUAUGUGAAUGGUGCACAUGGUGUG